Populus nigra (black poplar) is the source of this 2132-nucleotide messenger RNA. RefSeq names its product LOB domain-containing protein 36-like. Bases 947 to 1834 code for a protein of 295 amino acids. The record is from RefSeq and is a predicted model, not a curated record. Lineage: Eukaryota; Viridiplantae; Streptophyta; Magnoliopsida; Malpighiales; Salicaceae. The transcript has 4 exons.
CUGAAAUAUAAUUUAAUUUUUGCUCGAGGACCUCUGACCCUCACGCACGAACACACAGUCCAAAUUUUGAUCAGACAGCUUUGAUCUCUUCAACUUCUCUAAAAUUUGAAUGACAGACAUCUGAAGGUGACUCUUUCCAAGCUAUAACCCCUCGCCUCAUCUCACCCUUUAUCACCUCUGUUUUUUUCUUUUUAAUUUUCAUAAUACCUCUCUCUUUAUGUAAAAGAACAGUUUGCAUUAUUUUUCCCACAUUCUUCUCUUUCUUGUCUGUUGGGAUUUUGAAACUCAAAGAUCGGAUCGAUAGUUAUCUCUUUUUGGUUUAUCAUGGACCUUUUGAAGACACACAAGGAGAGUGAUUGAUCUUUGAAAACACGUAUCUUUCUUAGCAUUAUCGAAGGUAAACUUAGGUGGUCUUUUGUUCUUAUUCAAAGGUUUUUUGUUUUUAGUGUUUUAUUAAUUUUUGGAUUGUUGUUUAUUUGAGAUAAUAAAAUCCUGAUAUCUCUUUGGAUAUGAAGAUUAAAAGAUUUCUUUGAUUUAGUUUUGAGAGAAGAAGAACAAGAAAGUUUUUUUUUUUUUGUUCAUCUCUUUUGAGGAAGAAAAAUACAAUGGAGAUCUUGAAGGAUCCUUACACCUUAUGGUUUCUUGCAUUUCAAGGUGUCAAUGAAGUAUGAAAGACACCCAAAUCCAAGACUUAUUGAAAGAAAUCAUUUUUAAGGAUACUCAUUGGCUAUGGCUCUCUUUUUUUCUUUUUUUCAUUUGGUAAAUUAAUUACACCCCGUAGUAAUUAAAUCACUGCUUUCUGUUUCAGUACUCUCUUCCUGUCUCUCUCUAUAGCUAGGCCUGGUGAAAUAUUAUUAGCCCAUCAGUUAACAGAUGAUUCAUUUUCCUUUUCUUAUCUUCUUCGGUAGAGUUUAUCUUUCUUUCAUUUUGUUAAGGAAAGGUAAAGAUGUCGUCUUCGAACUCUCCAUGUGCAGCAUGCAAGUUCUUGAGGCGAAAAUGCACACAAGAGUGUGUGUUUGCUCCUUAUUUUCCACCAGACCAGCCUAAGAAAUUCGCAAGUGUACACAAGGUAUUUGGUGCUAGUAAUGUUGCUAAACUUCUCAAUGAGCUCAAUGCUGCGCAACGUGAAGAUGCUGUGAAUUCGCUUGCCUAUGAAGCUGAGGAACGGCUCCGUGAUCCGGUUUAUGGCUGUGUGGGUCUAAUUUCUAUUCUUCAACAAAGACUAAAGCAACUCCAGAAUGAUCUUUAUAGUGCUAAGAAAGAAUUGGUUAAUUAUGUCGAGGGUCAAGCAAUGCUACCUAUGUUGAUGCAGCCACAACAUUUGGGUAAUCCUUCUUCUUCAACUGUGAUGCAACACAAUGGGAUGCCAAUGAUGGGUAUUCCUUCUGUUGGACAAAUGGGGAUGCGUGCGGAUACUCAUCAACACCAUCAUGCGCAUCCUCAGCAAAUAUACGAGGCUCAACAACUGGCUGCUGUGGUGGCUGCGAGAGAGCAAGAGAUGUUAAGGGCUUACGAGCAACAACAUCAGCAUCAUACACAGGCCCAGCGACAGCAUGAAAUUGUGAGGUUUAAUGGUGGAUUUGAUCCAGCUAACUCAGUUGCUGCUACUGGGUUUAACCAUGUCAAUCCUGCUGCUGCUAUGUCACCUUCUUUGGCUCUAGGAACUUUUGACAACACUUUUCAGAUUCAACCACAAGGAGAGCCCCAAUCCAAUCAGCUUCAGCCAGAGCUUUUGCUUCAGCCACAAUCACAGCAACAGCAACCGCAACAACUCCUUCAGCAUCCAAAAUCUGAAAGUGAGGAGGGUAGAAGUAAUGCUGGUCCAUCUUGUUGAAGUUCUUGCAAGACUCUGUACCUUUCUUGCUAGUUUCUUAAGCUCAUAAAUACCGGACGCAAGUGGAUACAAAGAAAUAUGGGGAGGGAGGGAGGGAGGUCUUAAGGCAGUCAUCAUGUUUUUGUCCCUUGGGGAAGAAGACGACGACUUUAUGGAGAGAUGCGUCUGGGAAGGAAGGAUAGGCCUUGAUUUUCGAGUACAGCUUUUCUUUUAUCUUUCAUUUGGAUUUCGUAGAGAUCAUCCUUUAAUUAAUGUAAAUCAGAAGCAUGGGAAGUCUUUUCAAAGCUUUUGUUUAUCA